Messenger RNA from Ilex paraguariensis (yerba mate), 1041 nucleotides. The record is from the annotation of a GenBank genome assembly. Lineage: Eukaryota; Viridiplantae; Streptophyta; Magnoliopsida; Aquifoliales; Aquifoliaceae.
AUGGAGGAAGAAAUGGUGGAAGCCCUCUUAUUUGGCGACAAAGAAGCACAAGUUCUGGCCGCUCGGGAACUCGGUAAAUCAACGAGUAAGCAGAGACACAAGUUGGCUGAGAGAGGAGUCAUCGCGCCCUUGGUUUCGAUGCUUCAUGCCCAAGAUUACGAAGCCAUUGAAGCUGCUCUAUUUGCUCUGCUCAGUCUGGCCUUUGGCAGUGAAAGGUUCAUCAAUCAUACUCAGAACAAGAUCCGGAUUGCCCAAUCUGAAGCUAUACCAGGAUUAUUGAAGGUCCUUCAAUGCCAGACCGAGCUAUUUGACCUUGCAAUAGCGGCCCUCUUGAUCCUCUCUUCUUGCACUGCAAACAAGCUGGCAAUUGCGGCCUCUGGAGCUAUACAACUUUUAGUUGAAAUCCUAUAUUCACAUUACCCUGACGACAACUAUAACGACAACGACAAUGACAACAUAACCAUAAGCCUGCAAGCCAAGCUUGAUAUUAUAUCCACACUCCAUAAUCUCUCGACCUGCCAUCAGAUCAUUCCAUCAAUAGUUUCAUCUGCCACAGUUAUUUCUUUGCUUCAAUUAAUCAAUGCUUCUGAAAAAUCGUCCGAGUUGGUUGAGAAAGCAAUGGCGUUGCUCGAGAAGAUUGUUUCUUCAUCAGAGAUUGCACUAAAAGAGACUGCUGGGACUGAAGGUGCAAUUCAGUUGUUAGUAGAGGCCGUGGAGGAAGGUUCGCCACAAUGCCAAGAGCAUGCAGUGGGAAUUCUACUACCGAUAUGCAAAAGCUGCAGACAUAGAUACAGGGGGAUGAUUUUGAGGGAAGGGGCAAUGCCAGGGCUGCUUCAGUUGAGUGUUGAUGGGGCACGGAGGGCUAAGGAGAAGGCCAAAGCUCUGCUUCAGCUUUUGAGAGAUCGUUCUGGUUGCACUACUAGAGGUAAGCAAUCUAAGAAUGCGCUAUUGGAGCAGGGUAUGAGACAGAUUGAUCGAGGAGAGAGAGCCGGGGAAACACUGAGACUGGUUGAAGGGAUGAUCGCAAAACUUAGGACAUGA